AUGGAAAUGGCUUCUUAUAUGAUUUUUACUUUAAUCAAACAACUGUAUUUUUUUAUUUUAUUGAUUUUAAUUAAAGGAUUAAUAGUAAUAAUAAUAAUAGCGCAGCGGGCAAAAUCAGGAGAAAAGUUUGGUAGAAGUAUGGAAAAGUUUGAAGGCUUAUUACAAGUUCAACAAAUAUGUGAGAAAUUUUGGUCAUGGAGAAUGGCAAACUUUCCAGAGUUUGCCACUUUAGUCGGUGAGCAUAAAUUUGACCAUAUGCUACAUGAUUUCAGCUUGGACGCGUUUCAAAAACGAACGCAAGACGCCACAUCAUUUCUUGCUGAAGUAAACGAUUUAUUGAAAUCAUUGGAAGAGUCUGGAAUUCAGGCGGCCUGCUAUGAUGACUUAGAUAUGCUUUCGUCUCAUUUAAAAACAUUUGUUGACGGAAUGAAACAUAGAGCUUACUUAUGUCCAGUAAACAGAUUAGAAGGCCCACAAUGCAAUUUCUUUCGAUUGCUGCAACACAUGAAAACAGACACACCUGAUGACUUUGAGAAAAUUUUAUGCCGACUGUCUUUAUUGCCAAAACAGAUUGACCAGAUGAUUGAACUGAUGAAGGAAGGCAUUCGAACAAAAACAACAUUACACGAAUGUUCCAUUUUACCACCGGUGUUAGUUAACGACUCAGAAUGGAAAGUCAUAGCAAAAAAAGCCGAGCAAAUUACAAACGAUCAGAUUAAUUCUGCUUUUAUCAAAUUGGCAGACUUUAUAAACGACAAUUAUUUAAAACACACACGUAACCACAUUGGCUUGGACUGUCUUUUUAGAGGAAAGGAAAUGUAUAAAUCUUGCUUGCAAUACCAUACAUCAACAACGAUGAGUGCACGUGAAAUUCAUACCGUAGGAUUGAAAGAAGUAAAGCGUAUUUGUCAGCGGAUAAAUGAAGUAAUGCAGAAAAUGAAUUUUGGUGGAAGUUACAAUGACUUCUGCAUUUGCAUGGACAGAGAAUCACCAUACUUUAGUGCUCACGAGAUUUUAAAAGAUUACUCUUUAAUAUACCAAAAAAUUGUGAAGGAAUUACCAAAGAUUUUUGCUGUUUUACCAAAAGAAGAUUGCCUUAUCAAGCCGGUACCAAAGGAAGAAGAAGCAACAGCAAUCACCGCCUUUUACAAAGAUGGUAACGAGAACAGAGCAGGUGUUUUUUACAUCAACACUCAUAAGCCGAGAAAUCGUGGUAGGUACAAAACAACAGCGUUAGUUUUACACGAGGCCAUCCCUGGACACCAUUUGCAAAGCGAUGUGUUUCUGCGAAAAAAAGAUACUCCCAAAUUUCGACGAUUUCUGGAGGGAGGCAAUUAUCAAAUGAUACCAGGUAGAUUUCCGUUGUAUACUGCCUUCAUGGAAGGGUGGGGGCUAUAUUCAGAAUUUUUAGGCGAAGAGUUACAUUUAUAUGACAGUUUGUCAGAUUUAUAUGGCAGGUUGAAGAGCGAAAUGUUAAGAGCGUGUCGAUUGGUUGUUGAUACCGGUAUACACACGUUUGGUUGGUCGAGAAACCAAGCCAUCGAAUAUUUAAUGUGUAAUGUAGGACUGUCUCACGCUAGUGCUUCGGGAGAGGUAGAUCGAUACAUUACGUGGCCUGGGCAAGCAUGCGCUUAUAAAAUUGGAGAGCAGAAGUUUUUACAAUUGAGGCAGCAGGCACAAGAUUUAUUGAGAGAAAGAAACAAGUUGAAAGCUAUAUUUUUACAAAAAUGUCUUUACAUUGUUAAUACAGACAACGUUACUCGUCCGAAACGUUCUGUUAAAAAAUACCUGUUGUUUCAUGAACUCAUACAUUUUAAUUAUAUUCAAAGAUUACAAGCAAACACUAUUCUUUAUUUAAUAUUUAAGACUUCUCACAAGGAUAAAGAUAAAUUCAUUAUAUACUUUUGUAAAAAUAUAUUUUCUCUACGUUCCCAUAUGAACAAUUCAUGCUUAUUAACGCGACGAUUUGUAUUCAUAGAAGAAGAGUUAAAUAAGAAUAGCUCAUGGAGCAUAUCUAAACCUUAUUUAGCUUAUUCAAACUCUACCGCUGUAUAA
Molecule: messenger RNA, 2055 nt
Organism: Hydractinia symbiolongicarpus
Lineage: Eukaryota; Metazoa; Cnidaria; Hydrozoa; Anthoathecata; Hydractiniidae
Exons: 7
Coding region: 1-2055 (684 amino acids)
Source: RefSeq, a predicted model, not a curated record